AUGAGUAGCAAAGGUUAUAAACAUCUUGAAGAAGAUGUUGUGGAUGAUGAUGUGGACGAACAAGUUGAUAUAGAUACUCCAGGACAUGGUGCGACAAGUCGUGGUACAACAAACCUAAGUAGUAGUAAUAAUAAUAAUAGUAAUAAUAAUAGUAAUAGUAAUAUAACAAACUUAUUGAAUAGAUUGGGCCACAAUAAUGGAGCUACUGCAGUUGGUGGCGGUAAACAACAGAAGGAGUUCCAGAUGGAGCAUUUGAAUAAGAGAUAUAAUGAUGAUAAUGAUGAGGAAGAGAAUGCAGAGAAUAUUAAUAAUGAUAAUAAUGAUUAUGAUGAGGAGGAUGACGAGAGAUACUCACGAGCGAAUGAUAUGUUACUAGACAAUGAGGAGCAGUUCUUCAAGACCAACUACUCUGCCACACGAUGUCUUCGUCGACUGUUUAUAUACCUACAGCCACAGUUCUGGUUCUACAUGUUUGGCUUCCUUGCCCUCUCAAUCACAACCCUUUGCCAACUAUUACUCCCAUACUACUUUGCGUUACAGAUUGAGAACACUAUGGAUCAGGUCGUGAUCAAUAAGAUAUUCCUGGAUAAUCCAAACUUGAACAAGACACAGAUGUUGGAAUCGUUUGGACUUAGUCUGGACGAGAACUUCAAUUGGUUCGAUUCAUCAAAGUACUUGUUACUGAUCAUUGCCGUUCAAGUACCAUUUGCAUUCGUCCGUUACAUAAUGUUCACAAUUGCCAGCUUCAACUUUGUAACGCAUCUCAAGAACGAUCUAUUCCGUGCGGUCCUCAUGCAAGAGGUCACAUACUUUGAUCAAGGCAAGGGCAACGAGCUCAAUGCCAUCAUCACAUCAGACACUCUUGUUCUCCAAAACAUCGUAUCGGUUGCGCUGUCAACAUUCUCGCGAAGCAUACUACAAUGUGGAGGAUCAAUCUUGAUAUUGGUGUUCCUGUCAUGGCGCGUCACAUUAUACAAGUACAUCCAGGAGUUGCAGAAUCGCGCAUCACAGAUCGUCGAUAUGACCACAACAAACAUCACCGAGAUACGUCUGCUCAAUGCUGAGAGCAAGCAACUGCGAUCAUUCGAGACCGAACUAGAAUCAACGCAUCGCGCAUGCAAGUCAUCAGUGUUCACAACUGGAUUCUGGAUUGCAGUUGGAAGUGUAUUGGUGUUCUUGUUGAUGGUGGCUGGAUUCCUGUUCACUUUGAGCGAGACUGUGCACAGGACAAUCUAUCUCUUCCAAUAUGUGCUGUAUGCAUUGAUGUUGUCAGUGUCUGUCAGUGGCAUGUUUGGUAUCAUUGGCGAAUUCCAGAAGCUGUUGCCAUCGUGUCGUCGAAUCUUUAGUCUGAUCGAUCGUCGUCCAAACGUCGCCUUCAGCUCUGGCGUGCCAGCCUCAAACAAUGACACCAACAUUGCAUUCGACAGCGUAUCAUUCCAUCACAAGAGUGGCAGCACAUUGUUGAGCAACAUCUCGUUCAAGGUGCCCAAGGGCAAGAUGGUCUCUGUCGUAGGACUAUCCACGCAGGCCAAAGACAUGCUAUUCGCACUCAUUCAAGGCAUCCAUUAUCCAACCAAAGGAUCACUAAUGAUUGGCAAGGUUGAUACACGUGCCCUAGACCUCCACAGUUUCCGCGCCAUCUGUUAUUCAAUCACAUCCAACACAGUCAUCUUUGAUGGAACUGUCGAGCAGAAUAUUAGAUAUGGAUUGAAUCAUUUAUCACAACAGAACAUCAUUGAAGCUUCAAAGAAGGCCAAGCUUCAUGACUUUAUAAUAAGUCUACCACAGGGAUAUGAUACGAUGUUGGGCAAGGAGCGUAUUCUUGGAACAGUUCACAUUCAAAAGAUAUCAUUGGCACGCGCAUACCUGAGAGACCCAGCUGUGUUGCUGGUGGACGAGUCAUCAUGCAUCAACGAGACUGCCGAAGACUUGGUGACGCCACUGGAACAACUGAUGAAGAAUAGGACCGUACUGAUUGUUGCCAAUCGAUUGACUACACUCGAGAAGUCACACCACGUCGUUGUGUUUGACGACUCGCAUGUUGCCAAUGUUGGCAGCCACAGCGAACUGUCGCAGCAGUCCACCACACUGUACAAAAACAUACGUAUGUCUGACUGUCUGACUGUCCAUGUCACGUGA
Messenger RNA from Acytostelium subglobosum LB1, 2139 nucleotides. RefSeq lists its product as hypothetical. Bases 1 to 2139 code for a protein of 712 amino acids. Lineage: Eukaryota; Evosea; Eumycetozoa; Acytosteliales; Acytosteliaceae. Gene Ontology annotation, cellular component: membrane. The transcript is spliced from 7 exons. The record is from RefSeq and is a predicted model, not a curated record. Gene Ontology annotation, biological process: transmembrane transport. Gene Ontology annotation, molecular function: ATP hydrolysis activity; ATP binding; ABC-type oligopeptide transporter activity.